Messenger RNA from Toxoplasma gondii ME49, 3107 nucleotides. RefSeq names its product zinc finger (C-x8-C-x5-C-x3-H)-2, putative. Lineage: Eukaryota; Apicomplexa; Conoidasida; Eucoccidiorida; Sarcocystidae. The transcript is spliced from 8 exons. The coding region runs from base 877 to 1995 and encodes 372 amino acids. Gene Ontology annotation, cellular component: cytosol. The record is from RefSeq and is a predicted model, not a curated record. Gene Ontology annotation, molecular function: metal ion binding; mRNA binding. Gene Ontology annotation, biological process: cytoplasmic translation.
UUUCUCUUCUUCUCUGCUUUCCCGCGGCUGUCGCCCCUCCUGGGUCAGAACGUCGGACCUCGGCUGACUCUUUACGCGUCCCGCGACGAUCUUGUGUUGGGGCCGCCCCUCUGUCUCGAAUUCUCCGUCCGUCUCCGUCUCCGUUUUCGCACAUCUAUACUUUUUCCUUCUUUCUCUCGUUUCCUUCCCGCUCCUCCACUCUGCUUCCUCUCUCCGAUCCCUCACGAAGCCGUCCUCUCCGAGCUUGCGACAGCCUCUCCUCGGCGAAGACCUCUCCUUUCCGCGCUGUCCACCUCGCGGCUUCGCGCUGUACAGACACUCGACGUUUUUCUCCCGUGGCCUCCUCGUGGAUCUGCGGUGUAUGUACACCCGGAGAAGGUCGACGCAUGGGCGUUGAUCGACCGGGUUUUCCCAGAGUUUCCGUUUUCCACAGUUUCACGCUCGCCUGUCCGUCGCUGGGCGAACGCUGUCGUCCGGUUUUCCGCAACCACGCAUUUGGACUUCUCGCUUUCCGAGGCUUCCCAGAGAAAGUGGCAUCGACGCGCUCGCGGCGUUUUUUCCCUCUUUCUGGCGCCCACCCUCGUAGGUGAUCUCCGAGACGAACUCGUUGUCUGCAGGCGAACGCCCUUCUCAGACGCCUCGCCAUUCUCGCUCUUCAAAUUCCUUCUCUCUUCUCUCUGGCGUCGACCCAACCAACGCGAACUCCCUCUAGGAACCACUCUCUGCGUUUCUGAAGCAGUUCACGUUUUUUCCGGGUUCCGCCGAAGACGAGAGGCGCCCUGUAGACUCUGCCUUCUCUCUCAUAGGACUCUUCCCCCUGACCAGUAGACAGCUGUUUCUCUGUGAAACCUCUCGCUCUUUGUUUUCUUUGUCAAAAUGCCGCCCAAGAAGAAGGACGCGAAGGCCGAACGCGGCAUGCAGAAGGCCGCCGAGAGGGAAAAGCAGAAAAUCGUCGAAGACAAGACGUUCGGGCUGAAGAACAAAAACAAAAGCAAGGCAGUGCAAAAAUACAUCAAGGGCGUCCAGCAGCAAGUCAAAGGGCCAAUGAAGGGCGGCGAGCAAGCGCUUGUAGCGAAGAAGAAGGAGGAGCAGGAGAUGAAGAAGCGCACGGCACAGCAGCAGGCGCUCUUGGCUUCCCUCUUCAAGGGCACGGAAAAUGUGAAGAAGAUAGCAGAAGAUUCGUGCACGGUUGGAACGUACGAUCCCAAGGCGAGCAAGGAGGGACAAAAAAUCAAUCUGUACACCGACCAGAGACAGCAGAAAAUGGAAACCAUGGACGACUGGGAUCAGGAGAAGCUGGAGCAAGUUAUCAAGACGAAACACACGCGGGGGAACGAACAGAACGCGACAGAAAUCAUCUGCAAACACUUCCUGGACGCCGUCGAAAAAAGGCAGUACGGCUGGUUCUGGACGUGCCCCAAUGGUGGCGAUGCUUGCAGAUAUCGACACUGUCUUCCUCCUGGCUACGUAUUGAAGCGAGACCAGCCCGUCCAAGAAGUCGACGAGGAGGAACCGAUCGAAGUGAUCGUCGAGAGAGAACGAGCUGCGCUGCCCGCAGGCGGCACUCCCGUGACGCUCGAAACGUUCACGGCUUGGAAGGAGAAGAAGGAGCAAGAACGCAUUGCGGCUGUGGAGGCGCAGAGACAGGCCGAGGCCAAGAAGGGCGGCAACCGCGGCUUGCAUGUGCUGACUGGGCGUGACUUGUUCCAGUACGACCCGUCCCUGUUCGUCGACGACGAAGGCGCUGCCGGCGAGGCGGACUACGAAGAAGACGAAGCUGCCUGGGAGGCAGUCAUCAACCAAAACCAAGAAACGAUCGAUCGCGCAAACCGCGAGGCCCAGGGAGGCGACGAAGAUGGUUCUGAUGGCGAGGCUGAUAGCGAGAAGAGAGAAGCGACGACUGGCGACGACAGUCCCGGACCGCGAACAAUCAAAGAGGACCUUUUCCUGCAGGACGACGAAUUGCCCGACGAUCUCGACGCGCUGGACGAGUAACUCGCGACCUGUACGCAACCUCCGUCUCUGUGUCUUGCAGCUUUCCAUUCCGGUGCUCCCGACCAUCUUUGGCUUUCUUCGCUUUUGCUUUUUCUUGCACUGCUUUCUUCUGGCCGCUGGUGUGCUGUCGGAUUCCCUGUCGUGUGUCUUAACUCCGAGUCUGCCUGCGUAUGUCGACGCCCAGGUCUCACAUUUGUUCUUUGUAGCUAGGCUAGCUGCAGCUGCAUCCGAGAGCCACUAUUUGUCGUCUCGUUGUCUCCUCACCACGCGUUCCAUUAUUGAUCAGAGGUGCUUCUUGGACGGGGCAUCUGGUGCGCCUGCGAACUCCAGGAGGCCCUUCUCUCGCUUGCGGUUUCCUCUAUAUCGGCCGCCUAGGUGAGGCGUCGGAGAAGACGAAUUUGCUGUUUUUCCGCAAAUGUGGGAGUGAAAACAGGAAACAAAGGAACUUCUUGUGGCGGUCAUACAGGGUGGGCGCGACACAGUGUGGAGUCGGCAGCUUUGAUGUUGUGGGUGUCGUGUCAGUGGCCAAUAUACGGCCCCUGAAUAUCAGUGGAAGCACCCGCGCUGUCGGCAAGUGCAUAGAGGAUUCCGCUUGUAGACAGAAGUAUGAGUAUGUUUUUUAUUUUGGACGUCUCCGGGCUCUUCUGUUGCGGAAGAGCACGCGCGCCGAGAGGGUGGGUCGCAUCGCCGCGUGGACGAUUCCGUAUGUUAACAGAAGAACUUGCAGUGUUCACUCGGUGCGCGUCCUCACUCCGGCCGGGCCUGCAUAAAACGGAAUUCGCUAGAGGACAAAAAAAGGAAUGGGGUAAGAUGGCGUUUUUGCACGACUGCGCCACGGGAGGAAAACAACAGUUGGCCAGGAAGCACGGAGUUCGAUUGCUCUAUUCUUGUUUUUUCUGUCUUUUUUUCUCACCUUGGUCUACCUCUUGGCAUUCAUCGCUUUUCGUUGCACGGAGCAGGUGAUGGGGGACUGAGAUCCGGUCCACCAAUCUCCUCCCGGGGCUUUUGUGAUCAUUUCUUCUUUCCAUGGUCUGUCCUCAACUUGGCAAUGCGACGCUGGCUUCGACUUCUCUUCUCCGUCUGAAAAAGCGAGAACUCUGAACCCUGCUUGA